This is a messenger RNA of Sander lucioperca (pikeperch), 1753 nucleotides long. RefSeq names its product zinc finger DHHC-type containing 24 (gene zdhhc24). Gene Ontology annotation, biological process: peptidyl-L-cysteine S-palmitoylation; protein targeting to membrane. The transcript has 3 exons. The record is from RefSeq and is a predicted model, not a curated record. The coding region runs from base 306 to 1181 and encodes 291 amino acids. Gene Ontology annotation, molecular function: protein-cysteine S-palmitoyltransferase activity. NCBI's taxonomy places the organism in Eukaryota, Metazoa, Chordata, Actinopteri, Perciformes, Percidae. Gene Ontology annotation, cellular component: Golgi apparatus; endoplasmic reticulum.
UUUCAUGUAACACGCUUUCCGUCCACCACCAGCCAAUACAUUCAUGCCACCAGCGGAUCGUGGUAGGGAGGGAGGCUUUAACAGCGUCACAUUUCAUCUCUUGCAUUACAUUAAUUUGUCCGAAAGUUACAUAAAUUAUUAUUGAUGCCAUGCGGUUAAUUUAACCUCGAAGAGAAAGCUAACAGAGCGGUUAUUUGGUUAACUAGCUAAGCUAACCAACGGUUACUACGCUGCGUCUGUCAAAUCCGUCCUCGCCCUUUGAGCUGUCACAUCACAGAAAGGUGGACACUGGACGGGCAGGAAACAUGACGAGUUUGGCGAGUCGGGUGUUUUUCAGGGUCGACAGGGUGUGUCGCCACCUCCCCGUGGUCCUCAACACUUUCCUGGUCUUCUCAAUCACCGGGGAGGUGAGCUACCUGGUGCUGGUCGAGCCUUCGCUGGAGGCGGACCAGAAUAAGACGGUGUGGUCCGCCUGGUGGAAAGCGGUCCACCUGCUGGCUCAGUACUUCAUGCUGGGAAACAUCUGCUGGAACGCACUGCUCUUCCUCAGAACCAGCCCCAGCAUAAAGGGGGUGUUCCUGGGAGGACAGGGCAUGGGCCAGGGGUGGAGGUACUGCUAUACAUGCGAGACACAUACUCCUCCUCGCUGCUCCCAUUGCUACGACUGUAAAGUGUGUGUUCUGCGGCGGGAUCACCACUGCGUCUUUUUUGGCCAGUGUGUGGGCUUCCGUAACUACCGCUACUUCCUGUGCUGCUUGUUUUUUAUGUGGUCGGGGCUCCUGUACGCCACUCUGAUGAAUGCAGAGGUCUUCAUUGUCAUAUUGAAGGAGGGUGUGACUAUGCACAGUGUCCUGCUGCUGCUCAUACCUUGGAUCAUGCUAGUUUCAGGCCAAGUCUCAGCACGUGCCUUUGCCUUUGCCUUCAUCGCUGACACGUGCGUGGUGGGCUUUCUGCUGGUGUCCGCCUUCUUCUUCUUCCAUCUUUUCCUGAUGUUUCGGGGUCAGACCACAAGGGAGUGGUACUCAACCCGCCGACCCUACAACCUCGGGCUCCUGGGCAACCUGCGUCACGCUCUGGGCCUUCGCUGGUACCUCUGCUGGCUUUGCCCACUCAUCCCAUCACCUGUCCCUGGAGAUGGGAUAAACUUCCAGGUCACAGGAUCGCUCGAACCGACCCGGUAACAGCUGAAGGUCUGAAUAUUAACAGGCCGCAUGUCUUUGCUUUAGUGGUGAUGGGUAAUGUUAUCAGGAGCAGGAGCAGCAGCAGCAGCAGGAGGGAAGAACACCUCAGUUCAAGAAGAGGUAGCUUGGGAUGGGAAGAAGCCAGUGUGUGGUUGUUUAAGAUGUUAAUGGGUGUAACUGUCUACCGGUAUUUUUCUCCGUAGUCUUUACCUGUGCUGAAACAAAGAAAUGAUGGGUCGACUCUGGAAGGUAUAUUGACCUUGACCUAAAGGUAAUCUGUACUGUACACUCAUUGCCUCAGAGUAUUAACACAGAAAUUAGCAUUGUUCCUCAGGAAUACUGAGCCCUGAAAAUAUAUGUAAACAUCACUGAAAUGGGAAUGUAUUUUAUUGAUCGUGAGAAAUGUAUGAUUUUAAAUCCUUGUUAACAAGCACCUGCAACUACAGACUAUGACUCCUGGGUAGUCAUCCUCUUGGGAUGACAACUUAAAUGGACCUUUCUCGUACUGAUUAUUUUGCCUAAGGUCAUACAAAUUUGGCUUGCACUGUUCUCAAUAUUGAGAAUCCUCAAUA